This is a messenger RNA of Danaus plexippus (monarch butterfly), 2445 nucleotides long. Its product is annotated as G2/mitotic-specific cyclin-B2-like. Lineage: Eukaryota; Metazoa; Arthropoda; Insecta; Lepidoptera; Nymphalidae. Gene Ontology annotation, molecular function: cyclin-dependent protein serine/threonine kinase regulator activity. The transcript has 7 exons. The coding region runs from base 173 to 1654 and encodes 493 amino acids. Gene Ontology annotation, biological process: regulation of cyclin-dependent protein serine/threonine kinase activity; mitotic cell cycle phase transition. The record is from RefSeq and is a predicted model, not a curated record. Gene Ontology annotation, cellular component: nucleus; cyclin-dependent protein kinase holoenzyme complex; cytoplasm.
UUUAGACGUUAUUUUCGAGUUGGUUACGGCUGGAGAUAAAGCUGUUAGUUUUAUAAAAACUGUCCCGGAUCGGUUUUUGCACUACAGUAAAUUAAAGAAAAGUUAAUAUCUCUGCACAUUGCAUAAUAAUCUUUCUGACAAUUGCGACUAAUAAGGUCGUCUAUAAAGAAAUAUGGACGUUCAAGUGAGAAGACACCGAACGGUCCAAAACCAUGACCAAGAAAAUUUUUAUGCUACCAAAAAGGUAAAUUUGCUUAUUCCAAGUAAACGACAAGGUUUGAGUGUACGCGGCGCUCUCGGGGAAAUUAACACUAACGUUGAAAUUCACCGUGAAGUAAAUGUUGGCAAAGGGACUAAUGCAUCUGCUGAACUCGAGAAAAAGCUGAUGGUUAAACGUGGCGUUCGUAACUACAAUCAUGUGCAGUCUAAAGUUGAUACAGGGCUGAAUGGUAAGCCAAUCAUUCAGCCUUCUUCAAGACCUCCAUUGAGACGGGAAGAGAGCACUGCUUAUGCAGCUCGUGCAGUUAUACAGACAAGAGCUGCAUUAAAAGAAUCUCAAACUGACUUUGCGGAAUCUGCAAAUGUCUUUCAACAAGCAAAGAAAAUUCAAGAAACAAAGAAAGCAACAAAGUUGCCGGCUAAAGUAAGCACAAAGGAGACAAGAAGUCUGCUGAAACCUAUUUUGAAAGAUCCAUCUGAAUCUCUGGGCAAACUAAAGUUAGUUGAAGAACCAACUAUACAAAAAGAAAAGAUUGUUGAGCGGGAAGUCAGGCCAAUACCAGAAUUACCACAUGACAUUGAAGAUAUUGAUGCCAAUGACAAGAAUAGUCCUUUGCUAAUGUCCAUUUACAUUAAAGACAUUUAUAAAUAUUUGACUGAACUUGAAAAGAAGUAUCCAAUUGAAACAGAUCACUUAAAAAACCAGACAGAAAUUACUGGCAAGAUGAGAGCUACUUUAAUUGACUGGUUGGUUGAAGUGCAGAGACAGUUCUCUUUAGUUCUUGAAACCUUCCAUCUAACUGUUGGCAUUAUUGAUCGCUAUUUACAGGCUGUGCCAAAUGUGCAAAGGAACCAAUUACAGCUUGUUGGAGUAACAGCAAUGUUCAUUGCAAGCAAGUAUGAGGAGAUCUAUGCUCCAGAUGUGGGAGACUUUGUUUAUGUGACAGACAAUGCUUACACGAAGUCUGAUGUUUUCCAAUGUGAGAGAGAUAUUAUGUCCAAGCUCGGAUUUUGUCUUGCACGGCCCAUUCCGUUAAGUUUCUUAAGAAGGUUUGUGAAGGCGGCUCAUGGGACCUCCAAGAAUCAUCAUCUCGCCAAGUAUUUUGUUGAUCUCAGUCUUAUUGAAUAUUCAAUGGCACACUAUCGACCUUCCGAACUAGCAGCUGCUGCAUUGUGUCUGUCCUUAUAUCUUCUCUCAACAAAAAAAUUAACUGAUGUUUGGACUGCCACCCUGUCUUACUACUCUGGGUAUAAACUUGAACACAUUGAACCAAUUAUGCAAAAAAUUGCAAAAAUUGUUAUCAAUGUUGAGAACUCUAAAUACAGAGCUGUUUAUGAUAAAUACUUAGAUGUAACAUUAGCCAAAGUUUCAAUGCUUCCUCAGCUUAAAGGCGAUCUAAUUUAUGAGGUGGCAAAAAUUCCAUCAGAUUCUUAAAGUGACCUGUAAAAUAAUCUUAUCUUAUUUAUAUAUUUAGGUGUGAAUGUCACUGUUUAGUGAAUAUUUUGGUUAUACUUUACUUAGUUUGUGACUAGGAUUGCUUUUAAGUACCUGCGUUUAUGAAGUAAAUACAAUUUUAAAUGUAAUUGUAUAUGACAAUAUUUGUUUUAGCUUGAAUAUUUUGUAAUCAUAUGGGGCAUAUCGUAUUAAUUGUAAUGAUAUUAAUUUAUUUUAAAUAUAUACAUAUAUAUUCAAUCCUGUUUAGAAUUUCAACAUCUUAAAGGUCCAACAACCAAAGCAACCAACAGCAUACCUCUAGUGUGUCUAACUUGAUUGAUAACAUUGAGAAGGUGUUAUAUAACAUUGACUUAAUAUAUCUUAAACAUGACAUGUCUUUUUUAAUAUGAUAAAUUGAAAUGAUCUUUAAAACAAAUGUUUUAAAUUUCUGUUAUUAUUUUAGAAAAAUUUAUAUGCACAAUAUUUGUUAAUUAUUAUAUAUAAAUAAAUAAUGCAUAUUAUAGUACUAUUUUACACGCAUUAGUUUUUAUUGUUUAUGUAAAUUUACAUUUCAGUCCCAAAACAAUUGUAAUCAAGUAUUUAGACUACUAUUUAAGACUUACUGACAAUGGACCAAAAUACCUACUUGUUAAUUAUAAUGACAUGUAACAUUUUUAAGCCAAGUUUUUAAUGUUUAGAUAGAUUUUAAAUGUAAUUUGAUAGAACUGUGAUUAGAUUUAUAAUUUAAUUUGUUGAAUUAAAAUGUUUUGUAAUAAAUAAAGUUUUUCAUU